AUGCCCCCCCCGAAUCCCGACUGGGUCAAGGCCCUCAAGCCCUCCGGCCUCAACGGACAAGAGCUGCUGGAGCAGGAACGAGCCAGGUCAAACGUCAACGUGGACAAGCUCGCCGAAUUCAUGCACACCAGCAGGGUGCUCGAGAGAAACGCCAAAAUCUUGGAGAUUCUGCAGUCCGACCCCGUCUUCGACAAGUCCCGAAACUACUUCAACGGCCGCAUCGAGAGAAUCGAGGCCGCGCUGGCAAGGGCCAAGGCCUUGAGACGGCUGUCAGUCAAGCAUCAAUGGGACGAGGACGAGUACACGGCCGCCAAUGACCUCGUUGGCGAGCCGACGCCGUACGGCUUGCACGCCACCAUGUUCUUGAAGACGCUGCAGGAGCAGGGCACGCCCGAGCAGCACAAGCUGUUCCUCGAAAAGGCCCGGAACUACGAGUACAUCGGCUGCUACGCGCAGACGGAGCUUGGCCACGGCUCCAACGUUCGGGGUCUCGAGACCACGGCCACGUGGAACCGGGAGGACAAGACCUUUAUCAUCCAUACACCACACCUGACAGCCUCCAAGUGGUGGAUCGGCUCGCUCGGAAAGGCGGCCAACCAUGCGGUUGUGAUUGCGCAGCUCGUCAUCGACGGCAAGACGUACGGGCCGCAUCCGUUCUUCGUGCAGAUUCGCCAUCUCGAGACGCACAAGCCGUUGCCGAACAUCCACGUGGGCGACAUUGGCCCCAAGUUUGGCUACAACACCAUGGACAACGGCUUCCUGCUCUUCAACAGGGUCAAGGUCCCCCACGUCAGCCUGCUCAGCCGCUUCUCAGGCGUUGACCCCGAGACGGGCAAGUACAUCAGGCCCCAGAACCCGGCCCUCGUCUACGGCACCAUGACCUUUAUCCGAUCCCAGAUCGUGCUACAGUCCGGGUCGGUGCUGGCCCGAGGCGUCACCAUCGCCGUCCGCUACUGCGCGGUCCGCCGGCAGUUCCAAGACCGCGACGGCGCCAACGACGAGCUGGGCGAGAACCAGGUCAUCGACUACACCAUGGUCCAGCACCGUCUGCUCCCGCUGCUGGCCGCCACGUACGCACUGCACUUUACGGGACGGGCCAUGCUGAGGCAGUACAACGAGAACCAGAAGCGCCUGGCCGCGCCCUCGCCCUCCUCGCGGGCCAACCACGACAUGCUCCCCGACCUCCACGCGACCUCGUGCGCCCUCAAGGCCUUCUCGUCCACCGUGGCCGCCGAGGGGCUCGAGGUGUGCCGCCGCGCGUGCGGCGGCCACGGAUACUCUGCCUUCUCCGGCAUCGGCAGCUGGUACGCCGACUACCUGCCCACCGUCACCUGGGAGGGCGACAACUACAUGCUCACGCAGCAGGUCGCGCGGUACCUGCUCAAGUCGGCGCGCGCCGUCGUCGGGGGCAAGCCCGCGUCCAACGACGUCUCGCGCGUCCUGGCCGAGUUCAGGGCGCGGCAAGACAUCGGCGCCGCCUUUGACAUCCUCCACAGCGACGCCGACCUCGUCAGGGCCUUUGGCUGGCGCGUGGCCUUCCUGACCUUUGAGGCCCUCAAGCACCGGGACGAGGAGAAGCAGGCCUGGAACAGCCUCCUCGUCGACUUCUGGCGCCUGUCCACCGCCUUUGCGCAGUACCUCAUCAUCAAGGAGUUUCACGAGACGCUCCAGGACGACGCGACCACGUCGUCCCUCGACCCGGCCACCACCGCCAUGCUGCGCGGCCUGUUCCGCCUCUUCGCGCUCAACUACCUACAGUCGCACGCCUCCGAGUUCUUCACCAGCGGUGCCUCGACCGUCCGGCAGAUCCAGCUGGCGCGCACGAGGCGCACCCUCUCCCUGCUCAAGGAGAUCCGCCCCCACGCCGUCAAGCUGGUCGACGCCUGGAAGUUCUCCGACUGGCAGCUCGACAGCUCGCUGGGUCGGUACGACGGUCGUGUGUACGAGGACAUGUUCCACCGGGCUUCCGAGAUCAACCCCCUCAACGACAUUACCUUUGAUCCCUACCCGGACUCAAGUGUCUUGUUCCGGGCCGACAACCGGGCGUCGAAGCUGUAA
This is a messenger RNA of Metarhizium album ARSEF 1941, 2058 nucleotides long. RefSeq names its product acyl-coenzyme A oxidase 1. Gene Ontology annotation, biological process: lipid homeostasis; fatty acid beta-oxidation using acyl-CoA oxidase. The coding region runs from base 1 to 2058 and encodes 685 amino acids. Lineage: Eukaryota; Fungi; Ascomycota; Sordariomycetes; Hypocreales; Clavicipitaceae. The transcript has a single exon. Gene Ontology annotation, cellular component: peroxisome. Gene Ontology annotation, molecular function: acyl-CoA oxidase activity; FAD binding; fatty acid binding. The record is from RefSeq and is a predicted model, not a curated record.